Messenger RNA from Cantharellus anzutake, 932 nucleotides. RefSeq lists its product as uncharacterized. The record is from RefSeq and is a predicted model, not a curated record. The transcript has 3 exons. Lineage: Eukaryota; Fungi; Basidiomycota; Agaricomycetes; Cantharellales; Hydnaceae. The coding region runs from base 298 to 771 and encodes 157 amino acids.
UCAUUCAAUCCUCGGACCCGAUGAAACUACUUAGUUAGAUUUAGAGGGAAUCCGGGCGAUCGUGCGGAAUGUUUCGCUGCUGCAUGUUCAUCUACGCUUCCCAGUUCUGAAAGAGUUGGUCGAUUAAACCAACCUCAACAGAAGUUUAGGUUGAACGAAUCGCGUGGAAAUUAGGAAAUUGAUUGCGACUCCCAUCCUCGACGCUGCUAAAAGACAGGGCCCGAUCUCAAUCCUUACCCUCGUGAAAGCCUUCGCUAGAGAACUAUCAAUUGGCCAGUAUCUUCAUUUUGGCCCCAAAUGUCUUUCAAAGGUCAACGUAAACCCAAGCGGCAUCAUGCUGCCCAGCGACCACCGAUACGGUACAUUUUAGAUUGUGUCGAAAUCCCCCAGCGGCCUGAAUUGAGACCUAUUGGGAAGGAAGUUGCGGCAUCAUCCGCACUGAAUCCACAGCUCCUGACGCCGCCCUCUUCCCAAACAAGAACUUCAACAGCUCCGCCAACAAAGGUUGCCCGUCGCUCAUCGAAACGAAAAUCUCCCGUCGGUCGUCCCUCACUCUUGUCUCCCCAGACACCAUCACCACCUAGUUUGAAGAGGGGAAAGCAGGCACCGAGAAGGAGCGGGCUUCCGAUCUGGAAAAUUUGCCCAGUUGUAACCGAGUUAGAAGAUUGUCUGGAUGGAUCGUGUUGGAUGGUACCGGAGGACAGCGCUAUUUUCUUCUUGGAUUCAAGCCCAUUCGGGAGCGACUUUCCACUAGCUCCCUUGGAUGAAUGAUGAGGGAUGGUGGACGUCCAUUGUUUGACCCUAGCCAAAUGUUAUGCACAUGUAUCUGGGUGCUUAUCAAGAGUAUUAUGUAAUGACAAAUAGGCGCCGAGCCUGUGCAAUGUGAUUGGGUCAAGUGUACCGUGACUCCGCUUGUAGCUAACGGAAUAAUA